GCAUGUCCGGACAGCCGUUGGCUGUCCGGACAUGCUAGGGGUUGUAGUUGUGCCACAGCUGGAGGUCCACAGCUUGAACACCACUGAUCUAAUCUCCUGUCUGAUCACAUGACUAUGACAUCAUCAAAGGUCCUGUAGUUCCUCGGAUAUGACACCAUUUGGCCAGGUCCAGGACUCUCACAGCUGAAGUUUUCCUAUGAAGUACAAUGGUCCUUAUCACCAAUGACCGACCAAGGAUGGACGAUGCCAGAAACCACAUGUCUGGGAGGAUAUUAGACCUCACCCUGGAGAUAAUCUACUGGAUAACUGGAGAGGAUUACACAGUAGUGAAGAAGUCGUCUGGUGAGUGUGUGACCCCCCGUGUGUCAGGAGGGUGGGGCAGGAGCCAGAGCCCCGCCCCCGAGGAGCCUCUACCUCAUUCACUGAUACAUGAGCAGAAGAUCCUAGAACUUACCUCCAGGAUCACUGAGCUGCUGACUGGAGAGGUUCCUAUAAGGUGUCAGGAUGUCGCUGUCUAUUUCUCCAUGGAGGAGUGGGAGUAUUUAGAAGGACACAAGGAUCUGUACGCAGACAUAGUCAUGAUGGAGGAUCAGCAGCCCCUCACAUCACCACUGGAUGGAUCCAGUCAGAGAAAUCCCCCAGAGAGAUGUCCCCGUCCUCUAUAUUCCCAGGAUUGUAAAGAGGAAGAGCAGAAUGUCCCUGUGGAUCAUCAGGAAGAUGAUGGUGGAACGACAAGUGCACUGGAAAAACACAAAUCAUUGUCAGUGAAUGGUGAAGAUUGGAUAAGAGGCUUCCAUGGACAUCGCCUUUUAUUUCCCUAUUAUGCAGUAGAACAGAACGACACAGCACAAGCUAAUUCAGCUUCAACUUCUAAUAUCGUCCUUCAGAGCAGCGAUCUAUCCACCACUCUCACCUGUCACCAGAAACUUUCCUCUGAUCGAUCAAUAAUUGGCAAACAAAGAACUGGUUGUAGUGGGGCAAAAAUAUUUGGGAAAUAUUUGAAAAAGAAAAAAGAGCUGUUUUUAUGUCCCGAAUGUGGGAAAUGUUUCACUCUGAAAGGAAAUCUCAUGGUGCAUCUAAGAACUCACACUGGGAAGAAGCCAUUUUCACGUUCAGAAUGUGAUAGUUGCUUUACCCCGAAACCAACAGUUGUUCAUCCUCCAGCUCCUCAACUAGAGAAGCCGUUUUCAUGUCCUGAAUGUGGAAAAUGUUUUAGCACUAAAUCAGAUCUUGCUAGACACCAUAGAACUCAUACGGGGGAGAAACCAUUUUCAUGCUCUGAUUGUGGGAAGAAUUUUAGUCAGAAGUCAGGUCUUCAGGAACAUCUACAAAACCACACAGGGGUAAAGCCGUUUUCAUGUACAGAAUGUGGGAAAUGUUUUAGCAAGAGAUCAGGUUUCUUAAAACAUCUAAGAAUUCACACUGGAGAGAAGCCAUUUUCCUGUCCUGAAUGUGGUAAGAGUUUGUCAGAAAUCAAAUCUUGUAAAGCAUCUGAGAAAUCACACAGGAGAUAAACCGUUUGCAUGUUCAGUAUGUGAGAAAACAUUUAGCGAUAAAUCUAAACUUGCAAGUCAUUUGAGAAUUCACACAGAAGAGAAACCAUAUUUAUGCUCAGAAUGUGGGAAAUGUUAUAGUGAGAAAUCAAGUCUUAUGGACCAUCUGAGAAGUCACCAAGGAGAGAAGCAAGUUUCAUGUUUAGAAUGUGGCAAAUGUUUUACCAAGAAAUCGAGUCUUUUGAAACACCUAAGAAGCCACACGGGGGAGAGGCCUUUCUCAUGUUCAGAAUGUGGGAAAUGUUUCAGCCUGAAAUCAAUUCUGAUGGAACAUCUAAGAAUUCACACAGGAGAAAAGCCAUUCUCAUGUUCAGAAUGUGGGAAAUGUUUUACCCGUAAAUCGGGUUAUACUCAUCAUCUGAGAACUCACUCUGAGGCAAAGCCAUACUCAUGUCUUGAAUGUGGGAAGUGUUUUCGUAAUAAAGCAACUCUUGUUACGC
Molecule: messenger RNA, 1993 nt
Organism: Hyla sarda
Lineage: Eukaryota; Metazoa; Chordata; Amphibia; Anura; Hylidae
Product: oocyte zinc finger protein XlCOF8.4-like
Exons: 7
Coding region: 207-1514 (435 amino acids)
Biological process (GO): negative regulation of transcription by RNA polymerase II
Molecular function (GO): DNA-binding transcription repressor activity, RNA polymerase II-specific
Source: RefSeq, a predicted model, not a curated record